AUGACGAAGUGGAACCUGUUCAAGCACCAGACGACGCCCGGGGGUGAUGCCAAGCCCACGGGUGACGGUGCUCCAGAGGUGACCCAAGCUCCUGUGGCUAUGGUCGCAACCGAAAACAACUCCACGGAACCGGUCAGCACCAAGAAUGACGCCUUCGAUGAGAUUAAGAACAAAUUCCUUAACGAAAUCGACAAAAUCCCACUGCCGUCAUGGGCCAUCAUCGCCAUCGCCGUGGUCGCAGCACUGCUCAUUGUGACCUGCUGCUUCUGCGUUAUCAAGAAGUGCUGCUGCAAGAAGAAGAAGAACAAGAAGGGCAAGAAGGGGAAGGGUGACAUGGGCAUGAAGAACCUGACGGGUGGACAGAAACCACAGGACGACGAUGAUGAAGAUGACGAUGUGGAGCCUGAGAUGCCUGAGGAGAAGGAGGUCGAGGUCAAAGAGAAGGAGAAACUCGGGAAGCUGCAAUACUCUAUUGAUUAUGACUUCCAGGAGAACAAGCUGACCGUAGGCAUCCUGCAGGCGGCUGAUCUCCUCUCCAUGGACAGCGGCGGCACUUCAGACCCCUACGUUAAGGUCUUUGUUCUUCCGGACAAAAAGAAGAAGUAUGACACCAAAGUUCACAAAAAGACACUCAACCCAGUGUUCAACGAGACCUUCAUCUUUAAGAUUCCAUUCCAAGAGAUGGGAGGAAAGACUCUGGUUAUGUCGGUCUACGACUUUGAUCGUUUCUCCAAACAUGACGUCAUUGGGGAAAUUAAAAUCCCCAUGAUGAAACUGGAUCUGGCUAAGCCCAUCGAGGAGUGGAGAGACUUGGACAGUGCCGACCAAGAGGAGCCAGAGAAGCUGGGUGACAUUUGCAUCUCCCUUCGUUACGUCCCCACGGCCGGAAAACUCACCAUCUGUAUUCUGGAGGCUAAGAACCUGAAGAAAAUGGAUGUGGGUGGACUGUCAGAUCCCUAUGUGAAAAUUAACCUGCUGCAGAACGGGAAGAGGCUGAAGAAGAAGAAGACGACAGUGAAAAAGAACACGUUGAAUCCGUAUUAUAACGAGUCGUUCAGUUUUGAGAUUCCACUGGAGCAAAUGCAGAAAAUCCAAGCCGUCAUCACAGUGCUCGAUUACGACAAGAUCGGUAAAAACGACGCCAUCGGCAAGAUCUGGGUGGGAAGCAAGUCCACGGGGGCCGGCCUCAAGCAUUGGUCCGACAUGCUGGCCAACCCCCGCCGCCCCAUCGCUCAGUGGCACCCCCUGCAGCCCGAAGAGGAGGUGGAUCAAGCCCUCGCCGGCCUGACUGCCAAGAAGUAA
Messenger RNA from Knipowitschia caucasica, 1302 nucleotides. The record is from the annotation of a GenBank genome assembly. Lineage: Eukaryota; Metazoa; Chordata; Actinopteri; Gobiiformes; Gobiidae.